Homalodisca vitripennis (glassy-winged sharpshooter) is the source of this 654-nucleotide messenger RNA. RefSeq lists its product as uncharacterized. The coding region runs from base 117 to 431 and encodes 104 amino acids. Lineage: Eukaryota; Metazoa; Arthropoda; Insecta; Hemiptera; Cicadellidae. The record is from RefSeq and is a predicted model, not a curated record. The transcript has 2 exons.
UCUUGGCAGUAGAGAUCAGCAAUAAAGAGUUUCGAGCAACUUGUAACAUCUCACAGUUGCUCUUAGUAACUCAGGCAGUAAAUCAGCACAUCUGUCUACUUCCUCCGUUUUUGACAAUGAAAACCGCUUUACUCGUUGCGCUGGUUUGUGCGUGUGUAGCGGCUGUACUGGGCGUUAUCAAUCCGCAAGUCAUGCCUUUCCCUGAUGCAGAGGUCAAGAAGGACGAAGGCGGUUGGGCGGUGAGGACAGACACCACGAGGAACGGAGGCACUGUGGUGCGGGUUGACAGUAACAAGAAAUGGGACGUCACAGACGACGGUAGGGUACAAGCGGAGGUUCACAGCCACUGGGAGAGGACUUACGGAGGCCCCAACGAUGGUCAGAGAAACCGCGGCGUGGGCGGCAGCAUCGGUGGCUCCUGGGGCAAAUAAUUUAAUUUGUAUUUGCAGGAAAAUCGAUAUUCCAUUUUUUAUCUGUAAUAUGUCAAUAAUUGAUUAAAUAGUAUUUGAGUUAUAACAGAAUUGUUCUUACUAUUCAAAUAUUAAUAGAUAUUAUUAAAAUAUAGUAGCUACUUAUAGUUUACCUGAUAUUCAAGUAUAAGGAGUGAAAGUCUACGUAUUUAAUGUUUUGUUUUAAUAAACUGUUAAUUUGGUA